This is a messenger RNA of Caenorhabditis auriculariae, 3308 nucleotides long. Lineage: Eukaryota; Metazoa; Nematoda; Chromadorea; Rhabditida; Rhabditidae. The record is from the annotation of a GenBank genome assembly.
AUGUUGGCACUGAGCGUGGCGCUGACGGUCGAGUACAUCUCGACGUUCGUUUCGCUCAUUUGCCUGCCAAUCAACGUCGCUUUCGUCUAUUUGAUUUUUGUCGAAAGGUGAGAAAGUUGUGAAAUAGCUUGAAAUCGAAGAAAAUCAGGCGAAAAAAUGGAUUUUAUUAAAAAUUUCAUAUGUUUUUUAACAUUUUUGAUGGUCUUUUUUAAAGGAGCAUAUGAGCAAGCUUUAUUAUAGGGUCUCGAGGCGAAAAUUCAAGAUCAUUAAACGCUUCUGCGCCUUUGAAACAGUUCUGAAAAGAGUUUUUCGCAAUUUUUGAAUGAUCGAGUCAAUUUAGGAACAGAUUUUUGACAUUUUCAGCGAAAUAAGGUUUCUAAAAAAAUAAGGUUUUCGAGUCGAAAAUCAUUUUUUAUGACUCGUUUCGAUUUUUGUUUCGAAAUGGAAAGUGCUGUAGUUUCUCACUGUAAAAAAAGAUUCUAAGAUUCUGAAAAAAAUUCCUGAAACUUUUUUGUCAAACUUCUAUUGGUUUCGUAAUAAGAUUGUGAUUUAUCAGGCUUUUAGCGAACUUUGAACAAAUUUUUCGCAUUUCAGAAAGUUCUACUGUCAGUCCUUUGUUAAUGGGGCAUUCACAUAAAUUUUCCAGAAAUCUGCGAAUUUUGCUCACAAGUCUGAUCAAUCUUACGUAUCAUAUGCGUUAAAGUUAUGAAAUUUAUGAUUCAUCCAAAAUUUUCCAUUUUUUUUUUCAUGUACUCCAUUUUUCUGUAUGUUAAGAAGGUGAUGAAAAAUUAAAGCUUCGUUAUUUUAUGGUUUUUUUUUCUUUUUGGUCUCUUUUUAAAGCCAGGCUGGUUAGUUUAAACCUGAUAACUUUGUAGUUUCGAAAUAUUACAAUUAUUAAUAUUUUUUUAUAAGGAAAAAUUCUUGACAUUUUUGCAAUUUUUGUUUGCUUCUGAAGCAAUCUUCGACCACAAAUUGUUGGCUAAUCGAAACGCGAUCGUAAAAUUUUACGCACAGCCAAAAAUAGAAAGUCCAAUGACCCAAUGAUAAAGAUGAACGAUUUGAAAUCCAAGAACACUGCCAAAGUCGAAAGUGCGGAAAACGGGUGCGAAAAGGGAGUGACUGCAAAAUGGCCGCUAAAAGGGCCCCUUUUUACGGCCUUUAUUGAGCCUUUCCUUUUUGGUGGGUUAAAAAGGGUCAUAAAAGGGCGAAAAAAGGGAAAGGCCGCAAAAAGGGUGAAGAAAGAGUGAGGGUGCAAAAGGGCCCUGAAAUUCUCUUCUAUUGAUAAUUUCCGAUUUCAUUACUGUUGCAUAUUAUGGUUCAUACACAGUCCCUUGUAAAAAAAUUAUUCCUAAUUUUUAAAAAAAUUGAAUUUCUCAAAAGGGUCCAAAAAGGGUGGAUGAAGGCCGAUGAAAGGACGCAAAAAGGCAGUAAAAAGGAAACCUUUGCCACCCGUUUAGGAACAAUUAAUGGAAACAGACGGAUCUGUAACGGACGCUCAAAGGGCCCGUGAAGGGUUUUUCCGACUUUGCCUAUGGAAUAGGUUUUAAAAAAAGGAAAACACUGCCAAAGUCGGAAAAAGGGGGCAAAAUGGCCGCUAAAAGGGUUCCGUUUUGCAGCCGUUAUUGAGCCUUUCUUUCUUGGUGGGCUGAAAAGAGUCAUAAAAGGACGACAAAAGGGAGAGGCCGCAAAAAGGGUGGAGAAAGAGUGAGGGUGCAAAGGGUCCUGAAAUUCUCUUCUAUUGAUAAUUUCCGAUUUCAUUACUGUUGCAUAUUUUGGUUCAUACACAGUCCCUUGUAAAAAUUAUUCCUAAUUCAAAAAAAAUUGUAUUUCUCAAAAGGGUCCAAAAAGGGUGGAUGAAGGCCGAUGGAAGGACGGAAAAAGGCAGUAAAAAGGAAACCGUUGUCACCCGUUUAGGAACAAUUAAUGGAAACCUUCGGACCCAAUAACGGACGCUCAAAGGGCCCGUGAAGGGUCCUUCCUACUUUGCCUAUGAAUAGGUUUAAAAAAAAGGAAAACACUGCCAAAGUCGGAAAAAAAGGCAAAAGGGCUGCUCAAAGGGUUCCGUUUUGCAGCCGUUAUCGAGCCUUUCUUUCUUCGUGCGCUGAAAAAGCCUCAAAAAGGGUCCUGAUAGUCUCGGCCAUUUCCGAUUGUAUUACUGAACCACAUUUUGGUUCAUAAGCAGUCACUUGUAAAGCUUAUGGAAACCUUUCGGACCCAUAACGGACGCUCAAAGGGUCUCUUUAUAAAAAAAAAAAAGAUUUCCAGACAUCGAGCCCCUUACAAUACGCCAUUCUUCCGAUUAUGUAUACAUUUGUGCAUUGCCGACAUUUUGAUGGAGGCUUUUUCGACAAUUUUCUUCAAAUUACCAACUUUUGGCCUGUUUCCUAAGACUUUUUACAAGGUAAAAGUAUUAUAUAAAUAAUCUUUAAGUUUAAUAUUGAUUUUCAGGAAAAUUGGUCAGUUGUUCCGAUCGCUGGAAUGAACUAUUUGGGCCAUGCUCAAGCGAUCGGAAUCAUUUUCAUUGCUAUCAAUAGGUUGGUUUGGGAAAAAAACAAAAAGAAUAAUAAAGUUAAAUUGUGUUUAGUUGUAACCUAAUCAUUGAAUGAAGUGAAACAAGUCCAUUUCAAAAGAAAAAUUUAAAAAAAUUUGACUGCAAAUUUUAUAAUAAAAUAUACUUUUUUUGAUAGAUUCAGUUAGAACUGUGCGAACAGGAUUUUCUCAAAAAUUUAGAUUUUUUUUAAAAUUUUAUAUGAAAAAUUUAUGAAUUUAUUUAUGAGCGCGCUCUUCUUUUCCAAAGCCUAUAUUUGGUUUCUUCAAGGUUUGCGGUCAAAAAAAGUUUAUCAAUUUGAUUUCGUAAGACUGAUUUUAUUGAAACUUGAAGCUUAAAAUCUCUUAAAAUCUCCGAAAAAAAUUUUUUUUUUUAACUUUUCGUUCGAAAUUAUGAUGGAAAUAGGCUGUAUGUUUGAAGAUGUCCUGACUCUUGUCCUUGACCUAUGCCUUAAAAAAAUUUAUAAGUCUUUUUCAACUAUAAGUCAAUUUCUUGGAUUUUUCGUAAUGAAGAGAGCAUACAUGGGAUAGUCUCGGUGGGACCUGAAAAAGAGGGGAGACUUGGCAAAAAACCGUUAAAAAAAUUGGUUGUCAUGCUCAUCCCAUGUAUGGAGGAGACUUUAAUGAUUUAAGGUUUAUGAAAGGCUCUACAGGUCAUUCCGCGGCAGCUUGUCACGAUUUCCAGUUUAUUUGGAGCUACAGUAGCCUUUUCGGCGCUUCGCUUCGAUGGUCUCGGUGGGCCCCCUUGCGUGCGCCUUUAA